UGGUUUAGGGUUGUAAAAGUUUUCAGUCUACCAUUAUAGGAUUAAAAAAUAAGAAUAUAGAUUAUUUCUUCGAAAAGUCAUCAUUUCUAACUGAUAAUGGAUAUUAUCAUGACAUGAAAGAACAAUGACAUGAAAAUUUUACUUCAAUGAUAACAUUAGAUAAAUUUUUAACGAAAUAUAGUAGUCAUGUGUAUGUAGAUUAAACUAGGUUAUUUUUGUGCUGUUAUGCACAAAAAUAAAUAGAAUGGUUGUCUUCUUUUAUUGUAAUUUAAUAAUUUUCAAAAAUUAUCCUUAUGUAAAGUUGAGCGGUUUUAGCGUAUUUGAUAAUUUACUUUCAUGCCACAGUGGCUUCUAUCCACGAUUCAUUCAAUGAGUGUAGUUUAACUCAAAUUAAUAAAGUUAUCAUAAUAUGAAAUGUCGUUAGAAACAACGGAUACGAAAUUUACUUUUACUGUGUCUUUAAUAGCAGGAGGAUUGGCUGGGACAUCUGUCGAUGUAAUAUUGCAUCCAUUAGACACAUUAAAAACACGUUUACAAUCUAAGCAAGGAUUUGCAAAAUCAGGAGGAUUUUCUAAUCUUUAUAAAGGAAUUCUUCCUAUAAUAAUUGGAUCUGCACCAACUGCAUCAUUAUUUUUCGUCACAUAUGAAGGUAUUAAAAAUAUAACGCAAUGUAGAGUACCUGAGAAAUAUCAUUCGUUCCUUCACAUGGGUUCAGCAUCUUUAGCAGAAAUGGUAGCCUGUUUAAUAAGAGUACCUGUGGAAGUAAUAAAACAAAGGAGACAAGUUUCAAUGCUAGAUAGACAAGAUAUUAAUCUUAGAUUAUUAUAUAGUUGUUAUUGGAGCACUGUAUUAAGAGAUAUGCCUUUUAGUUUAAUACAAUUUCCAAUGUGGGAAUACUUUAAGAAAGUUUGGAGUUUGCAUAUUGACAGAGAAAUUCUUCCUAUAGAAAGUGCAAUAUGUGGAGCAAUUGCAGGUGGUAUUUCUGCCACUGCUACUACACCACUAGAUGUUAUAAAAACGAGAAUAAUGCUUUCACAUGGAAAUGGAAAUACUUCAAAAUUAAAAAUACUAUAUGUAUUAAAAGAUAUAUAUAGAGAUAAAGGUUUUCAUGGACUUUUUGCUGGUGUGGGCCCCAGAGUAAUGUACAUAAUUAUGGGAGGAUUUAUCUUCUUUGGAACUUAUGAAAAGGUAAAAACUAUAGGAAUGAAAUAUUGCUUAUAUUUAUAGAUUGCUUUUAUGAAAAAUGACAAACAUCAAUGAUAUAUUGUAAAUAUAGUUUGAAAUAUAGGAAUAACUAUUUGAGCAUUUAAAUU
Molecule: messenger RNA, 1313 nt
Organism: Bombus impatiens (common eastern bumble bee)
Lineage: Eukaryota; Metazoa; Arthropoda; Insecta; Hymenoptera; Apidae
Product: S-adenosylmethionine mitochondrial carrier protein
Exons: 6
Coding region: 415-1227 (270 amino acids)
Cellular component (GO): mitochondrial inner membrane
Molecular function (GO): S-adenosyl-L-methionine transmembrane transporter activity
Source: RefSeq, a predicted model, not a curated record